Molecule: messenger RNA, 1370 nt
Organism: Cuscuta campestris
Lineage: Eukaryota; Viridiplantae; Streptophyta; Magnoliopsida; Solanales; Convolvulaceae
Source: the annotation of a GenBank genome assembly
AGUUCGGUUUGGGUUUUGGGUUUUGUUAAAUUUGUGUUUUCAAUGAGAGGCAGAAGAGAAGGGAAAGUGCAGAGUGAUCGGAGGCCGGAAUGGCUAAAACGCCGAUAGGUUGUGAACCGGUGGUGGGGUCGCUUACACCGUCGAAGAAGAAAGAGUACAGGGUUACCAACAGGCUCCAAGAAGGCAAACGCCCCUUGUACGCCGUCGUUUUCAACUUCAUCGACUCUCGUUACUUCAACGUCUUCGCUACCGUCGGCGGCAACCGAGUGACUGUGUACCAAUGCUUGGAAGGGGGAGUCAUUGCUGUGCUACAAUCUUACAUUGAUGAAGAUAAAGAUGAAUCAUUUUAUACUGUCAGUUGGGCAUGCAAUAUUGAUGGGACCCCCUUCUUGGUUUCCGGGGGAUCGAAUGGAAUUAUCCGUGUUAUUGAUUCUGGCAAUGAGAAGAUACACAAGAGCUUUGUUGGACACGGAGACUCAAUUAAUGAAAUUAGGACGCAACCACUAAAACCAUCACUUGUUGUCUCUGCAAGCAAAGAUGAGUCUGUUCGGCUGUGGAAUGUUCACACUGGAAUAUGCAUAUUGAUAUUUGCUGGUGCUGGUGGCCAUCGCAAUGAAGUCCUCAGUGUGGACUUUCAUCCUUCUGAUAUAUAUCGCAUUGCUAGUUGUGGGAUGGAUAAUUCUGUUAAGAUCUGGUCUAUGAAAGAAUUCUGGCCUUAUGUGGAGAAAUCAUUUACUUGGACUGAUCUUCCAUCAAAGUUCCCCACAAAAUAUGUGCAGUUUCCUAUGCUCAUAGCUUCCAUCCAUACAAACUAUGUUGAUUGCACCAGGUGGCUUGGAGAUUUUAUCCUGUCAAAGAGUGUUGACAACGAGAUUGCAUUAUGGGAACCAAAGAUGAAAGAUUCCCCAGGCGAGGGUACAGUUGACAUCCUUCAGAAGUAUCCUGUCCCAGAGUGUGACAUAUGGUUCAUCAAGUUCUCAUGUGAUUUCAAAUAUAAAUCGGCUGCUAUAGGGAAUAGAGAAGGAAAGAUCUACCUUUGGGAUCUGCAGACAAGCCCUCCAACUCUCAUUGCCAGGCUAUGUCACGGUCAAUCAAAAUCUACAAUCAGACAGACCGCAGUGUCUUUUGACGGGAGCACCAUUUUGAGCUGCUGUGAGGACGGAACUAUAUGGCGCUGGGACGUAGUGGCAAGCUCUUGAUAUGUCUGUCUGAACACUUUUGCUGCUUUGGUUCAUUAUUAUUAUGACUGUAUCUUUGAAUGGGAAAUUAGAGUGAAGUUUAUAUGAUUUAAGUCCCUUAUCAUCUGCCUUCGUUUUUGUGAUCACUAUGUAAUAUCGCCAUUUUGUCAAUAAUAAACAUGUUAUAUCGUG